Messenger RNA from Fusarium subglutinans, 3828 nucleotides. RefSeq names its product Canalicular multispecific organic anion transporter 2. Gene Ontology annotation, biological process: transmembrane transport. NCBI's taxonomy places the organism in Eukaryota, Fungi, Ascomycota, Sordariomycetes, Hypocreales, Nectriaceae. Bases 1 to 3828 code for a protein of 1275 amino acids. Gene Ontology annotation, molecular function: ATP binding; ATP hydrolysis activity; ABC-type transporter activity. The transcript is spliced from 12 exons. The record is from RefSeq and is a predicted model, not a curated record. Gene Ontology annotation, cellular component: membrane.
AUGGUCAUUAUUGCAAUUUAUGCCAGCCUUCAAAUCACUUUACUUGCCCUCUGGUGCCGACAAAACUCGACAAAGACAGCCAUCGCUGAACCCGUCCUUGGAUUAAUCGAAUCAUUUGCACUUGCCGCUUUGUCGUUUGUCGAACACCGAAACUCCCGGAAGCCAUCCAAGUUGAUCGGAUCAUUUCUUGUCAUCACCAUCAUCCUCGACAUUUCCCUCGUCCGAACCUUUUGGAUACGAUCGAUGCACAGUAUUGCGACUGUGUUCACUGCCUCGUUUGCGAUCAAGACGGUCCUAUUGAUCCUGGAGGAAACGCCCAAAACGUUACUCGGCGAAAAGAAAAAGAUACACGAGACCUCAUCAGGAGUGGUCAACAGGAGUUUCUUCUGGUGGUUGAAUGGACUCUUCCUUCAAGGUCAUCGCACGAUUCUCGAGACCCAAGACCUCCAGGCGAUAGACUCAAAGUUUGAUACAGAGCAUGUAUCCGCGCUGUUGGAGAAACAAUGGGAACGGGCCCGCAAUAGUGGCCAGCCCAGUCUUUUGAGGAGCACCUUCCUCGCCUACAAGUGGCAAUUUGCCGCUGGUAUCAUCCCUCGACUCCUCCACAGCGGCUUCAACUUUGCGCAGCCCUUCCUCAUUCAAUCCGUUAUCGUGCUGGUCAGCGAAAACGAAAUGUCGGUCCAAACUUCUAGUGGGCUCAUUGGAGCAACUGUCCUCAUCUAUCUCGGUCUUGCUAUUUCUGGCGCCUGGCACAAACAUAUGUCCUUCCAGUUGGUGACUAUGUAUAGAGGUGGAUUGGUGUCGUUGAUAUUCAAGAAGACGCUCAAACUCAAGACCGCGUCCAUCAAGGACUCUGCACCUGUUACACUCAUGACGGCGGACGUGGAGACUAUUGUUGGUGCCGGAGCCUCGGUUCAUGAUAUUCGGAAAGCCAAGCUUGCUUGUGCUGGUUCCAACCGUCACGGCGUCAUCUCUCCAGCUAUGGAGCCAGCGACAGUGAAAUGGAAUGAAGCUGUUCAGAAGCGAGUUGGUGAAACAUCAAGCAUGCUCAAUCAGAUGAAGGGUAUCAAAAUGAUGGGCUUGACAGAUUUCUUUCUCAACAUGGUACAGGGCCUUAGGGUCAAAGAGCUCAAAGUAUCUGCCAAGUUCCGAUGGUUGCUCGUCUACUUCAAUGCGCUUGCCAUGAUAUCUGCUCAGUUGACUCCGGUGGUUGUCAUCAUGUCUGCAAUUUACUGGACCAAAGCAGAUGGAGGCUUGAGUGUCGCAGAAGCGUUCACAUCACUAUCCCUUAUUUCUGUUGUGACUCAACCACUUGUCAUGAUUCUCGUCUCUUUGAUGCAGAUUUCAGGUGUUCUAGGGGGUUGUGGCAGAAUCCAAGCGUUCUUGCUGCUGGAUGAGCAGGCUGUCACUAAAGAGGUAGUCGAUGUUGAUGCCGUCACUAUGCAGAACGCCAGCUUUCAGACGCCCGACGGAGAUUCUUUGCUCACCGAAGUGAACCUCCAAAUCUCACCCGGGACACUGAAUGUGCUCGUGGGCAGAGUAGGAUGCGGAAAGUCAUCACUCUUGAGAGCUAUCAUAGGCGAGCUUGUACCAGUAAAGGGGAUGGUCAAGACGGAGGAGUCUCUUGCGUAUUGCGACCAGGUACCAUGGCUCCGCAAUACCACAAUUCGAGAAAACAUCGUUGGGCUCUCUCCAACGGACAGCAAGUGGCUGUCGAUAGUUCUUCAUGCUUGCGCUUUAGAAGAAGACCUCCAUGAAUUGCCCCAAGGUCAAGAGACAAUUGUUGGUUCUGGUGGCGUGGCGUUAAGUGGAGGCCAAAAACAGCGGGUUGCCCUUGCACGAGCUGUCUAUUCGCGAAAGAAGCUCAUUAUAAUUGACGAUGUCUUUAGCAGCCUUGACAAAACGACAGCAGAUACAGUCUUCCAUCGCCUUCUGGGGGCAGAUGGUCUGCUUCGGAGGAGUACUGUUGUUUUGGUAACCAGUAACGUUCAAUAUCUGCCAUUCGCCGACUUUGUUACCGUGAUUGAAGAUGGCCGAAUCACUCGCAAUCAAGUUUCCUACUCCCAACUCGAAGCCACCGAAACCCUAAACACUAUCGCACCAAUCGAAACACUGGAGCCUACACAAAAAGACAUAGUAAAGCUUACUCCGAAGAAGGAAUUUGACAUGGCUCGGAAGACUGGGGAUACAGAUUGCUACAAGAUAUAUGUCAAGUCCAUGGGUUGGAAAGUCAUUUGCAUCAUCUUUCCAACUUCAGUGAUUGGCGCUGUACUCGAAGCCAUGCCCCGUAAGUAUUGCGCUCGUCUUUCAGAUGAAGCUAAUGAUGUAGAAAUCUGGUUACGAAUUUGGACGGAGAAAGGUGAGGGCUCAAAGGACGCACAUUAUGCAGGAGGAUACAUCGGACUAGUCUUUGCUUCAAUGGCCCUGGCACUUCUAAACAUCGAUUACUUCCUCAUUGUCGGCGUCGAAAAGUCAUCGAACAACCUCCACGAGCAGCUUUUGAAGUCUGUUUGCAGAGCCCCAUUGCACUUUUUUACAUCAACAGAAAGCGGUAGCAUUUUGAACCGCUUCAGCCAGGACAUGACACUCAUCGAUAUGUCUCUUCCGCUAGCGUUUUACCUGACACUCGACUUGACCUUGAGAUGUGUGGUUCAGGUUGGUGUGGUGGCAUCGGGAGCCAGUUACUUUGGCGCAUUUCUCCCGAUUUCAUUCUUGGCUCUGUAUCUCAUCCAAAAGUACUACCUGCGCACGUCCAGACAGAUGCGACUCCUGGACCUGGAAGCCAAGACACCACUCUACACACAAUUCACGGAGAUUACGGCUGGGCUCGCAACGAUUCGCUCAUUCGGAUGGACAAACGGGGUUCUCGAUGAAAGCUUCCGCAUGCUGAAUACAUCGCAAAAGCCGUUUUAUCUAAUGUUUUGUAUUCAGCGAUGGUUGGAACUGGUACUUGACCUCUUCGUUGCUGGGAUGGCCAUUCUUCUCGUCACGAUUGCCCUGCGGAUUCCUGGCACCACUAGCGAGGGCGCGAUUGGACUCGCCAUGGUUAACCUGCUAGGGUUGAAUCUGACACUGACAACUGUGAUUGAUCAAUGGACAACUCUUGAAACUUCGCUUGGAGCCAUUGCCCGGCUGAAGUUGUUCAUCCAAAACACCCCAAACGAGAACAAACAGGGUGAAUCUGAAGUCCCAGACAAUUGGACUGGAGGCAGAAUAGUGUUUGAUGGAGUGACCGCGGCAUACAGUGGCAAAUCAUCUUUGAUCCUUUCAGUACUACGUUUACUCGAGCUGCAAUCAGGAAGCAUUCACAUUGGCGGCAAGGAACUAGCAUCACUAUCUCGUCAACAUAUCCGAUCCCAGAUAACAACAAUCCCUCAAGAUCCUGUAAGCCUCUCAGGCACAGUACGACAGAAUCUCGACCCAGAAGCACUCAUCCAAGCUGAUGAAAUCCUCAUUGAAGCUCUCAAAAAGACUACCCUAUGGGCAACCAUUGACACUCGCGAUGGACUUGAUGCUGAUCUCAGUGAGCUUGGAUUUUCAGUCGGCCAACGCCAAUUGUUUUGUCUUGCACGAGCCUUACUCUCACACUCAAAUAUCGUCCUACUCGAUGAACCAACCAGCAGUGUUGACAACGCUACCGACAAAGACGUACGACGUAUCAUUCGAGAGGUUAUGCAAGGCCGAACAGUGAUUGAAGUCACUCAUCGUCUUGAUUAUGUGACAGACUUUGACCUAGCCGUCGUCAUGAAGGAUGGGCGAGUCAUCGAGACUGGCGACCCCAAGGAGCUACUCACCCAGAACUCAGCUUUGAAGGCGCUGCGGGGAUGA